Molecule: messenger RNA, 1662 nt
Organism: Carassius auratus (goldfish)
Lineage: Eukaryota; Metazoa; Chordata; Actinopteri; Cypriniformes; Cyprinidae
Product: tripartite motif-containing protein 35-like
Exons: 6
Coding region: 1-1383 (460 amino acids)
Molecular function (GO): zinc ion binding; protein binding
Source: RefSeq, a predicted model, not a curated record
AUGGAUUCAUCUGUAGAAGAACUUUAUUGUCCUGUUUGCUAUGAAACCUUCAAGGCUCCUGUUAUUUUAUCAUGUAGUCAUAGUUUCUGUAAAGAGUGUCUUCAACAGUUCUGGAAAAUAAAGAAAACUCAGGAGUGUCCUGUCUGCAGGAGAAGAUCCUCAAGAGAUGACCCUCCGUGUAACCUUGUGUUAAAAAACUUGUGUGAGUCGAUCCUGAAGGAAAGAUAUCAGACUAAGAGAUGUUUAUCAGGGACUGAAGAGGACUGUAGCUUACAUGGUGAGAAACUUAAACUCUUCUGUCUGGAGGACAAAGAGCCUGCGUGUGUAGUGUGCUUUACUUCCCAGAAACACAUUAAUCACACAGUCAGACCCAUGGGUGAAGUGGUCUCAUCAUAUAAGGAUGAGCUCAAUACAGGACUCAAGUCCUUACGAAUGAAGCUUAUACACAGAGAGAAUGAUAAAGAAGAGUGUGUAAAGACACUUCAGCAAAUCAAGUCUCAAGCUAAGCACACAGAGCAUCAGAUUGAACAGCAGUUUGAGAAGCUUCAUCAGUUUCUCAGAGAUGAAGAAGAAGCUACAAUCACUGCACUGAGAGAGGAAGAGGAGCAGAAGAAGCAGAUAAUAAAGAAGAAGCUAGAAGAGAUGAACAUACACAUCUCUGCCCUUUCACACACAAUCAAAGACAUGGAAGAGAUGAUGAAAGCCAGUGAUGUCUGCUUUCUAAAGGAUUUUCCAGUCUCAAUGGAAAGAGUCCAGAUCUCAUUACAGCCAGAUCCACAGACGCCUUCUGGAGCUUUAAUUAAUGUGCCAUGUUACUUGGGCAACCUGCUGUUUAGAGUCUGGAAGAAGAUGCAGGGCAUUGUUCAAAACACCCCUGUGAUUCUGGAUCCAAACACUGCUCAUCCAUGGCACAUCCUUUCUGCUGAUCUGACUAGUGUGAGAGGCAGCUGGAACUGUCAACCACUUCCUGAUAAUACAGAGAGAUUUGACAUCUAUCCAUGUGUUCUGGGUUCAGAAGGUUUUAACUCAGGAGCACACUGCUGGGACAUUGAGGUUAAUGAGUGUCCAUACUGGUGUCUUGGAAUAACUAAUGCAUCAAACCAAAGAAAGGGAUUUGGUUUCUUUAGGACUGGUGUCUGGAGUGUGCAGCAUGGGCUCUUUGAAGCAGCUGGUUUUACUGUUGAACAAAGACUGGAGCGUGUUAGAGUUCAUCUGGACUAUGACAGUGGAACGGUGUCGUUCUCUGAUACUGUCACUAACACACAUAUACAUAAAUUCACAACCACCUUCACUGACACUGUCUUUCCAUUCUUCUGUUGUUAUGGAACUUUUCCUCUGAGGAUCUUACCAUUCAAUAGUUUGUCAAUGUUACUACACUUGUAAGUUUGUAUGUUCACUGGUUGUGAUGAAUGGGUCAAUAUUUAUAGUCAAAAAUAUAAAAUAAAGCAAAAACUAAGAACUGUAAUAACCUUGCCCUGCAAUAUAAAAAACUGUACCAGCUGCAGCUUCAUGUUCAACUAGCAACACUGUAAUAUUACUUUUGGACAUUUAUUUGAUACUUUAGGUGGGUGUGCUUCCUGGCCAAGUUUGCUUUUGCUCUAAGGGUCUUUUUCAUAAUGCCGGAAUUGUUUUUUUGUUUUUUUGUUUUUUUUUUAAACCCUG